UAUUGCCUUGCAAAUUGGCCACUGGUCCAAACUAUUCCAAUUAACAAAGUAGAAUCUGUAGAAAGAAUUCUGCUUGAAUAAAAUGAAUCGGGAAAUAGAGUAGUAGUCAAAGUAGUGUAUAUCAAAGAUAUAUAUAAAAUAUAUAUAAAAUUGCAUUUGUACUUCAUGAAAAUACUUUCAAGGAUGGUGAAAAUAACAAUGACGCGAGAUUACCAUUGACCAAAUAAGUAAGGUCAAUGAUAAUAAUAUAAUUUUGGCCAUUUAAUGAGGCAGUAUUGUUUAUAUGUAUAUUAUUUUACGUUGCGUAGCAACCUAUAGAAACGACAUGAUCGUAUGUAGAAUUGUGAUUUUAUGAAUUAUUAUUCAUUAGUGCAUUAUUUUUUUGUAAUAAAUGAGUACAAUAAAUACUAAAAGAUAUCUAGUUACUAUAAUCAUACAAUAUUUGAUACUGUUUUUUGAUAUUUUUGUUAAUUCGUUUGCUACUUUCUCUCGAGCGAAUCCAAUUAAUUUGUUAAUUCUCUACAUAUAGGAUUAAUACAAUUAUUAUAUACAAAAUUUCGUGUAACAUUAACAUUGUGUAUCAUAUAUAUGGUAUUAAGCAUUAGUCUACAUACAUGGGACAUUAAAAUACAUUGGUCAUCACCUCUCAAAUAUUAUUGGACUAAAGAUUUUCAUGUCUUUUAUUCAUUACAUAGAGGAGUUUUACACUAUUAUCUCUAUAAGAGGGCAUCUCUUAGACUCGCAGAUCCAAGGUUCUAUGAAAGUUCAACAUGGAUUCAAAAUCAGUUCAGCUUGCCAUAA
Heterotrigona itama is the source of this 801-nucleotide messenger RNA. Lineage: Eukaryota; Metazoa; Arthropoda; Insecta; Hymenoptera; Apidae. The record is from the annotation of a GenBank genome assembly.